AUGCAAAGCUCAUUCCAAGUGGCAGAGAAGCGUAAACAGAAGCGGAACAGGAUAUCGCUCUCCUGUAUCAGCUGUAAGAAGCGAAAAGUCAAGUGUGAUCGCGGCAACCCUUGCCAAGCGUGUGUAAAGUAUCACGGAGUUUGUGAGUACCCGAUAUCGGUAUGGACAACGGCAUCCCAAAACGAACCAGGGAGCUCAUAUCAGAUCCAUGGGUUUGAUGCCACAAAGCGAAGAAUAAGCGAAAUUGAACUGUCUCUAGGACAUCCUUCUACCGGACAUAGUCCAUUCAGUACUGCAUCCAAUGACUCCGUCCUCCUUCCACCGAUCAAGAAACUCCACUUCAAUUGGAAUGAAUACAAGUACAAUCCAGAUACAAACCCAACAUACAUCGGAAUCAACCCCUAUGCCAAUAACACAGAGACUAUAAACUUUUACGACGGAUACACCCCUUUGUUUCUUCAGGAUAAAGCCAGAACCCACAACUACGGUCCGUUCUCGUGGAUGACUAUCAUGAAUAAAGACCCGGGAUUACGUCGCCUUUGGAAGUUUGUCCAGAAUGAAAGCUUAAAGAAGAUUGAACAGCAUUUAACAAGCACACACAGACAUAAGCAAAUACCUCAUGAUGAAAUUGUGGCGGAAGUGGCAAAGCAAGACGCUAAUGCAGCCGCAUGCUUUGAAAUCAGUGAAUCGGAAGUUGCAUUCAGAGACAAGGCAGUGGACAGAGAUGGAUACAAUGAUUUGAGAUUGUACGGAAACGUUACAAGAAAGACUAGCAAUUUGAGAGAUUCCACUGCUUCUACUUCAAGAUCUAGCAAUACACCUGCUCCUUCGCAGAAACAGAUUCAGCGAAUGGCAAUGAACAAACACGCCAUAGCUUUAGGACUUACUUUAUAUGAAGGGAAAAUGGAUCAAGAAUUACAGUUAAUUGAGAAAAUCACAAAGAUUCUCCCCAAGCAAAAAGUUAUCUGGAAGUUGAUCCACAAAUUCUUUAACUCGGUGUAUCCAUACAUGCCAUUCUUGGAUGAGGGCUAUUUCGUUACAGAAAUGACCCGAAUAUUAGGUCCUGAAGAAUCCAAUGAUAGACAACUUGAAUCACUCAAGGUCGAGAAACGGUUGGAUUUCGCAUAUAUUGGUAUCCUUCUUAUUGUGCUCCGUAUUACAUAUCUCCUGCUUUUCUCCAAUAGAAACGGCGUAAACCAACGAAAUUUAGCCACGACAGACCCAUCAUUCCAAGCCCAGGAAAUUAAAUAUCUACUUUCAAACCCGAUUGAUAUUGAUGUUAUCGCCAUGGCUCAAUUAUGUCUUGAUCAGUUUGAUAUUUUCCACAAGAGCAAUAUCGUCAUUUUGCAAUGUGCAUUCUUUAUGAGGCUAUACUAUAUGUUUGCUCCUGAAGAAGGUGAUGGUGCUGAUGGAGGAGAUUCGCAGAUUUUCUCGGGGACAAUCAUCCAAAUGGCAUAUUCAAUGGGGCUUAAUCGAGAACCCGACAAUUUCCCUGAUGUGUCCAAUGAUGAAAGGUCAAACAAUAUGGCGAGAAAGAUUUGGUUGUUUUUGAUCAUAGGUGACUUGAUCCAGGGAUAUCAGUACGGUAACCCUAUGAGCAUUGACCAGAAGUAUUACGAUACGAAAUUGCCCUAUUAUAAACCGGGAAAUGAAAAUGUCAAAGAUAUCGAGUUGGAGAAACAUGUCAUUAGUACAUUUGCUUAUUUUGAAAAGUAUUACCUGAAGUUAGUGGCGCUCUUGGACGUUGGUAUUGACGUGAGAAAGCAUGUCACCAUGAAAGAGUUGACUGAGUUGAUUACCGACUUUGAAAUUUCGUUAAAUGACCAUUAUGGAUUGUUGAAGUUUUUCCUCGUUCCAUUCAAGCAAGACAACUAUACUUAUCCAUUCAUUAAAGCUAUGAAGUGUAAGAAUUACAUCAACAUGAAGAUGUUUCUCAAUACCAUUCUAUUCCAUUUAUACUUGCAUUACGAGAAGUCCGACACGACCUUUGCAUUUUUCUACUUGAAGAAAAUCCUUGCUAGUCUUUGUACGGAGUUCAUCCCAUGCAUGUUUCAAUUGAUUGCUGAUAAUUACUUGAAUUUUGGUCCUGUUGCGGAUUUGUUUCUUAAUCCGACCCUUGAAUCAAUGAUUCAUAAAGCCACAGUUAUCAUCUCGGCCGUGCUUGUCCGGGUCAAUUCCAGCAUCUAUAAGCUCAGAUAUGUUGAGACCGACAAGCAUGACGACGGAUUGUGGAAUAGUCCAUCGUAUAGACUUCAUUAUGCCAAGCUCGUAAAGUUUUCGAAAGUGCUCACUCGAAUCAUGAAAUUCUGUAUUGCUGCUAUUUCCAGGUUGAGUCAGAGGUAUUAUUACGCUUGGAGAUUGACGAAAGCGCACGGGUACAUUGGAACCAUCAUCAUUGGAACUGAGUUUUACAAAAACACCAAGCUGGAUCCUAUAUUGUUGAUUGAUCUAACCAACGACCAAUUAUCUGAGUUGCUUAAGAUCAGUGAAUUGACAUUGAAGAAGUAUACCAAGCAUGUUGACAUUUUCAAUGAAGACAUUGACGUAAUCAACGAAUGUGCCCAAUCGUGCUCUCCACCACCAGAGAUACUUGGAGAAGAACCAGACUGCUCUCACAACAAUGCGCCACCUGUGAAAGCACAACCUACUCCUGAUCCACAUAAACAACAUCUAUACAAUGAUUCGUUUGCAUCGUCGCUGGCCUCGCUCAAUGAUGAGGAUUUCGGAUGUUUGCAAAACGACGAGAUUGACAAGUUGUGGUAUCAAAUGGCGGCCAUGAAACAAACAGGACCAAUUUCAACUCCAAGUUCCAAUUUUGGAAGCAGUGGCUCGGAGAAUGGAAACUAUAGUAAUGGUAAUGCCAACAAUAUCAACCAGAAUCCUGUGACUGCAAAUGUCAAUAUGAGUUAUCCUGUGUUUGGCUCGCCUGCUGGGUUCAAUAACAUUAUGGGUAUGGGUAUGGGUGAUGGAGAGGUUGACUUGUUUAAUGCUCUCUCGGUUGACCAAUUGUUGGGGUUGACCAAAGACGGUAAAUGGUAAUAGAAUGUAUUCAUAGUGUAAUAGUAACAGCCGUAUUCAUAUUGUAAUAGUAACAGCCUAUUCUUGUAAUAGUAACAGCCUAUUCUUGUAAUAGUGACAGCCCUAUUCUUGACAUAGUAA
Messenger RNA from Spathaspora passalidarum NRRL Y-27907, 3159 nucleotides. It is a transcript of the gene ZCF14, whose product is annotated as Zcf14p. Bases 1 to 3039 code for a protein of 1012 amino acids. Gene Ontology annotation, cellular component: nucleus. NCBI's taxonomy places the organism in Eukaryota, Fungi, Ascomycota, Pichiomycetes, Serinales, Debaryomycetaceae. The record is from RefSeq and is a predicted model, not a curated record. The transcript is spliced from 3 exons. Gene Ontology annotation, biological process: DNA-templated transcription; positive regulation of transcription by RNA polymerase II. Gene Ontology annotation, molecular function: DNA-binding transcription factor activity, RNA polymerase II-specific; zinc ion binding; DNA binding.